AUGGUAAACAUCCUAAAAGAACAACAAGAAAAAGACAAAGAACUAUUAAACGAAAUCGAAACAUUAAAAAAACAACUAACAGAAAAAGAUAAAGAGACGAAACAAUUAAGAAAUGAAGAGGAUGAUAAUGAUAAAUUUUUCAGGCAAUUAAGAACAGUGAAUCACCGAACAUCAGCUUCAGAUGAAUUAGAUGAAGUUGUACGAUACUUGGCUCUUGAUAGUAUCGGUCUUAAUGACGAUCCAUUAAAAUGGUGGCAGAAUCAUAAAAAUAGUUUACCAGUUCUUGCACAACUGGGAGGGAAUAUCUUUCAAUUCCUGCAACUUCAGUCCCUUCUGAGAGACUAUUCUCAGAUGCUGGGAACCAUAUAA
Messenger RNA from Paraglomus brasilianum, 369 nucleotides. The record is from the annotation of a GenBank genome assembly. NCBI's taxonomy places the organism in Eukaryota, Fungi, Glomeromycota, Glomeromycetes, Paraglomerales, Paraglomeraceae.